Zymoseptoria tritici IPO323 is the source of this 297-nucleotide messenger RNA. RefSeq lists its product as uncharacterized. Lineage: Eukaryota; Fungi; Ascomycota; Dothideomycetes; Mycosphaerellales; Mycosphaerellaceae. The annotation marks the transcript as partial. The transcript has a single exon. The record is from RefSeq and is a predicted model, not a curated record.
AGCCAAAAACCCGACCUCGCAACCGCCGCCCUGCUCCUCGUCAUCCUCUUCGUCUCGCUCAAGAUUCUUAACAUGCUCUUGCAAAGCGUCCUCUUCUGGAUGCGCAUGGCGCGGAAAGUGGUGUUUUGGGUGGGAUUGAUGGCCGUGUCGGUGUGGUUGUACAAUCGCGGGCCGGAGGGUGCGGUGGAGGAUGUGCAGUAUCUCGCGAAGACGUGGACGGGGGAGUAUCAGCAUUGGAAGGAGCAGGAGAGGGUGGCUAGGCUGGUGAAUCAGGGGCAGGGGAAGCAGGGGAGGUGA